Messenger RNA from Spirometra erinaceieuropaei, 2312 nucleotides. NCBI's taxonomy places the organism in Eukaryota, Metazoa, Platyhelminthes, Cestoda, Diphyllobothriidea, Diphyllobothriidae. The record is from the annotation of a GenBank genome assembly.
AUAAGUGGCGAAAUUGAAAACCAGUCUCAAGCUGAUAGGAACCCAGAUGCGGUCGGUUUCAUUCAACCGAGUCCAUCCGAACAUGGGGGAAGGGAGAUGCGACCAGAUUAAUAGUAUAUGGCGAAUAUAGAAGGCUUCGCCAAGAGCGUCGAUGGAGCGCAUUCAGUGAGGGCAUCAUGAAGAUCAGUCCCGAGGCGAUAGGAACCCAGAUGCGGUCGGUUUCAUUCAACCGAGUCCAUCCGAACAUGAGGGAAGGGAGAUCUGCAACUUUAGUUUGAGUGUGCGUCUGCGAAAACAUUGAACAAAAGUGGGGUCAUCAAUGGCUCUACAUCUGACCUUUCAAAUGCAUGCAUGCAUACAUACAGACGUGCAACUUAAUAAUUGGUGGUGCUUAAACCCAAAUCUUUGUUGGUGAUACAUUCGGUCAUAUGUGUGCCGUGGAAGACCACUGGUUGGGAAUAGCCUAUCAGGCCCAAUACACACAUAGCGACAUUUAGACGGAGAGAAUUCCAUUAGCCAUUUUGAACUGCAUGCUGAAAGAGCAAGCAAGUUCGCAAGGAUUUGCUCAAGACAUUGAAGGGUCAUCGAUUUGCUGAAUGAAUACACAAAUUUGAUAGCAUCAGCACAACUAAAGGACUGAGAAUUUUUAACUGCCGAGGAGAUCUCCUUUAUGUAAAACAGUACCUAAAGGGUAGCUUGUAGGACACGAUUUACAAUAGGGCUCACAUUGGAAAAUGAAGAUCUCAUUAAAACCUUUUGUUUACGAUUAGACAGACAUGACUUGAUAAAGUCUAUAAUAAUACUUUUUUUAUUUAAGAAUAACUUUUACAUUAAUUUUAGAAUUUAAGAUGACAUGCGCCAGUGCCGUCCUGAAGGAUGGGGCAAUAUUCACAGUUAAAAAAGCUUUCCGACUAGGCAAAGCGGACUCAAAUCGCGACCUAAAAACAUCCCCAAGACCCCUGAAAAUUAUUUUGGAAAACAAAGCCCAAGCAGCGCUUCUGUUAGAAAGUAGAACGACCUUCCGCAACUUCCACAAGGAAGUGUUUUUUUCAACCAGACUACGAAACGAGGGAAAGACUGAAAAUGAGAGAACUGAGAGCAGAAUUGAAGGAGAUAAUUGACAGAGGAGAGGAAGGGCUGAAGAUCAAAAAUGGACAAAUAGUCCAGGCAAAGGAGUCUUUCCUGUGGUCAGAACCUGUCACAAUGAAGUCAGGGCCUGUCCAAUCAUAUCCUGAUCAACGAUCGCAUCUGUCCAAAUUUACUUAUAUACUAACGUACCAUGCAAAGUGAUUUGGGUGGCCACUCUGUUGGUUGUAGGCCUCGAAGGCGCUCACCACUUGACAGCUUCGAGGAUCGUGAACUCAGACUAAGCGCUCCAAAGUGUUCUUAUGUUUUCAACUCCAAGUAAGUCUAAAGAACAAAAAUAUGCAGGUGACUUUUGCUGGAACCACGACCAUAACUCCAAUUUGUUUGAUGUUACUAAAACAGCCAAUUGGUGACGACCACACGUUAUAGACUCACGCCUCGGUGUUCACAUUCGACGGACACGGAGCGGGAGGGGAUUGCUUACUAUUUUGACAGAGCCAUGGGAACUCUUGGCACGUAUACCGGUUUUCUUGGCAUAUUUGGAUUCAGUUUUUUGAUGAGUAUAAAAUAGUGUUCUAAAUAAUUUCUCAGACCUUGUCACAGCUGACGUCGACGUUAACACCUUAAUAUCUAUGGGUUCCGCGGCCCUUUCCAAGGAACUUCCCUCCAAUGCCUUGAACUAUUAUUCGCAAGCUGUUGGUAAAUGAUUUUACAUAAUUGAUCUGCCAGAGUUGGAUCCCAAUAACUAUUUGGCCGUUUACGGGAAAGCAGCCGCUCUCCUUGCAUUGGGAAAAUUGCAUUUGGCUCUAUCAGACGUCGAAAGGGUCAUUCAACUUAGUCCAGGCUACAUACCAGUAUUCCGCUGAUACUUUUCUUGUAUUCGCCAUUUAGGGUCAUAAACAAAAAUCACGGAUUCUUUUAAAACUCGGGGACUUGAAAGGCGCACGCGCCCCUCUGUAUUUCUUGGUAAUUUUUAGUUCUGAAGUCUAACUUAUUCCUAGAAAACUUCUUACCCCGAAACAGAGGCAGCUCUUAAAGAAAUCGACGACCUAGAAGUCAAAAUCGACCACGCGAAAACGCUCUACCAGAAUGGGGAUUUUGCAGGCGCCAUCCCAGUCUUGGAUACUAUAAUGAAGUCUGUAUCUGCGAACAGUGAACUUCACGAAAUGCGUGCGAAUUGCCAUCUGAGAACCGGCGAGAUUAAAAAGGUUGUUUUCUUCACCUAA